This is a messenger RNA of Crotalus tigris (Tiger rattlesnake), 4890 nucleotides long. RefSeq names its product KIAA0753 ortholog. Gene Ontology annotation, biological process: centriole replication; protein localization to centrosome. The record is from RefSeq and is a predicted model, not a curated record. Bases 1207 to 3657 code for a protein of 816 amino acids. The transcript is spliced from 16 exons. Gene Ontology annotation, cellular component: centriolar satellite. NCBI's taxonomy places the organism in Eukaryota, Metazoa, Chordata, Lepidosauria, Squamata, Viperidae.
UUUCCGCGAACUGUUUCAAGGCGUCUUUCAACGCGCCGGUUGCUAAGGAAGUAAGGAGAGGCGGGAUCGGUUCGGCCUGUAGCAGACCUCUGCUAUGGCUCUGUAGCCUUCUUCUGGUAAUUCGUCAGGUUUGACCCGUGUUUUUUCUUGGAGAGAGAAGGGGAGGAAGAAAGGGAAUCUCAUCGUGAUUUUUGCACCUAUCUAGGUUAAAUAUAGCAACAGCAAAGAUCCAGUCCUUGCAGCGGCUAACUAAAUAAACAUGUAUUGGUGUGCGUGCUGCUCAGCGAUAGAUUGCAUUGAGGAGUCGUUAGUGAGCUUGGUUACUUUCUUGCAGAUGUUUCAUUACCCAAACUAAACGUCUGCAAGAAACAACCAAGCUCAUUUCAACUCCGAGCUUACACUAUCGAUAGAUUGCACUAUACAAUCUUCCCCAAUCCUGCUUAUGACAUUUGGGCGGUCAUAAGCAGAACAAAAGUGGACCCAAGCUGGAUCAAGUCUUCGUUAACUUUAAAAACCCCAGUGAUUGUCAAAGUUUGGCAUAACUAUAAAUGUUCCAUAUCAAUCGUGAUAUUUCCUGAUUUUUUUUCUGGAAGAAUUUUCUACAUCUGUGUGAUGAAUGAUUUUAUAGAUUAUUAAGAAUUUUAAAAAUAUAAUUAGCAUUUUUAUAAGUAAUUGUAGCAGAUGGUUAGGUACUUAUAGUCAAAUCUAUUCUGUUUCUGGUUACAACUUUUUUUGCAAAAGGUUCCUCCUGUCUGUGUGUCUACCAUGUUCUCAAAGUCUUUGUAAAGGAGAAGCAAACUGUAACUUGUUAGUGCCUUUGCUUAGUUACACCAAUGAUAGAAUGAUGGCAAAUUAGCCUUAUUAUAAGAGGCUUUAUUUCUGAUAUUUAUCUCUAUGUGUUUCUUUCAGAUAUUUAAUAUUGGAGACAAGCAGCAUUUUUCUGCUGUUUUUUGAGAGACACCUGGCUAUAUAAGACUUACCUAAGAGUUUGUUCAUAAGAUUUGAAUGGCUGCUCUUCUCACACAAAGUGAUGCUGGAUGGCAUAUAGUAAAACCAGUAAUUAAAACAUUCUACAAAAGCAAUUGAAAAAACAGAUAAAACCAAACCAAACAAAAUGGUUCCAUAAUUUUUUAAAAAGAUAACCUUAACACUUGUUUUCUAAGCAUUUAACUUCAUAAACAACAGGAGCUUGAGAUUCUGGAAAUUAUGAUGGAACUGCGAAAAGCAACUACAACCACUAUUCCUAUGGUAUCCCACAUACAACUGGCCAAAACUGAUACAAAGCCCCCACAGAUACAGCUGCAGUUCAGCCGGAAUGCUCCUGCAUUGACUGAAAACCUGUCUAUCCACUACACCAAUCCCUGUCCAAUUAUCAUAGAAAAGCUGAAACAGCCAGCAACUCAACAAAAUCAAGGUGCUGGUGAUGGAGCUGAUCUAAGGGACUCUGUUGAAUUCUCAGUUGUAUCUGAAGAGAAGCUCAACCUGGCUGUUCAGUUGGCCAGAAGGGAUGUGAAAAGGAAGCACCUGCAAGAGCAAGUGAAGCAGCAUCUCGCCAAGAUGAAUAAGUGUCCUGUGGGAUGCCGUUGGGGAAAGGAAUCAGGGAAUGCUGCAGUGUUGAAAGCAUCUAAGUCCCACCCGAAAUAUGAACACCCGCUUAGUAACCCUUCUAAGAUGGAGAGGAACAGUACUGGAGCAAAAGUCCUCCUUUGUGAUCCAAGUCAUGUCAAGUCAGAACCCGCUUUGUCUGAUUCUCCCCCAACUCGGGAUCCAGGACCUGGGCCCAAAAAAGAGGAAGACAAAUGUGCCGUUGAAAUCAGAAGGCUGCAAAAAGAGCUUCAGACUUACAUUCAGAAAAUUGAAUUGCUAGCAACAAAAGAGAGAAGUGAAAUAUGUCUGGAUCCUGAGGAAGAACGCCGGGUCCAUAUUCGGAGGCAGGAACAAACUGUGCGCUCUGCCCGAAUGCUCUACGUGCUCCAGCAACAGGUAAAACAAAUCCAAGAAGAUCUGGAGAAGCUGAGUCCCCUUAAAAUUAAACAUACAAAGAAGUCACAAGCUAUGGCCAAGUUGGCAGCAGCUCACAGAGGUGCCAUCCGAGCUCUGCAGAUGUUUGUCUCUCAUUUUGCUGAUCAGUCAGAGCAGCAGUCUGCUUCUGCGCAUUGUAAAGAGCUGGGCAAUCUCAUCAGGCAGCUCUCUCUCUGUUCUGCUCGCCUUGAGAUGGACUCAUCCAUUCCUGAUAUCAUCAUAGACCUGCUUCUACAAAUUGAGGACCUGGACUCUAUGUUGUCCAAAAAGGAGUCUCCCAAGAAAGGACAGGAAUGGUUCUCUACCUCUCAAGCUGAUGCACCAAAAAGUACCAACAGAUUGCCAAAAAAGCAAAAGAAAUCUUGUGUGUUGGACCGAAAAAAGUCUUCAGUGGCUCGGAAACUUCUUCCCGAUGAAUAUCCAGAAUCUGCAAUCCUGUUACCACACAAGAAAAUCAGUCACUGCAGCACAAGAGCCCAGAAAGACGUACUCCCCAUUGAGCGAGGGGCAGUGGCACAGUGCAAGGGUGAGACCGUAGGGCGAUCAGGACUUUUGAAAGCCGGCUCUGCUUCAGAACUGAAAGCAGGGACUCUGAUGAAGAAGAGAGGAGGCUUGUUUUCCAUUAGACCUCAGGGUAGUUGUCGACCUCCCAAAACAAAAACAGUGCAGCCUGUAGCCAAACAAGCUCGGUUUCUAGAGCCCACCUUUGCAUUCCGGCUUAAGGAGACCAAACCACCCGUCCGAGAUAAUAGGGUCCCAUGGAUGCCUCCCAGUGUCAAGUCUCCCCUCCCCUCUGCUCUGCGGCACCUGGAGAAAAAUCCUGAAAAUACAGAGCCAUCUCUGGAGAUAGAGACCAAGGAACAAGAAAUACCUGAGAAAGAAGUGCCCAGGAACAAUGGUGUUUCCCCAACAGAGAAGGUAGAGCAAGCUGAUCCUGAGGAUCUGGAGCUCCUCUUGGAAAAAGGACAGGAUGCAACAAGCUUACCAGGUAUUUCUUUGGAGGAUUGCUAUCUGGAACAGUGCAAGAAGAUGGAACAUGUGGCUCUUUCUGCACUCAGCAUGUCUGAUCUGGAGACAAUGAUGAAGAGGAUGGAGGAAAUAGAGCACUACCAAGAAGCUGUACGCAGACGAUACAACCAGAUUGCUUACGCUGAUGUUGAUUUCUGGGUCCAGGAGAGCAAAGAGGAAGAGUCUGUAGUGAAAGACCAACAACCUGGGGUUGUUCAUCCCAUCCAGAUAACUAAACUAGAUAAUUACAAAGAGCCACAAGUAGCCAUUGUGAUGGAAAAACCCUUGGAUGCCAGUGCUAUUGAUGAAGAGCUGUCAGAGCCCAGGAGUGGGACUCUGCAGUCUUUUACACAUCGCAUCCCCCCACAGAAAGAAUCUGGCACUUUCCUCUCAGUACCGAAACGUGUUCUCCAAAGCCUCUGUGAUUAUGAUGCCCGAUACCAGCAGCACCUGAAGGGGAUUUUCCUUGAGGAGGUGGGGCAGUUUAACCCUUGGAACAUUGCAGAGAGCCUGGCAGAGGAGCUGACAGAGGAAGUGUUGACAGAUGUCGCAGCUGAGCUCCAUGGCUUCUGUGAGGACUAUGCAGAAGCUGUCUUCACUUCAGAGUUUUUACAGGUGGCUGAGUAAGGGGCCUUUUGAAGAACACUGAUAAACCGGGCCCUCCAAUGAAUACUGUUUGGCCAAAAGAUUGAACCUGACAAAGACCAGUUCUCAGGAAUGAAAUUUGACAAUUCAUGUAUUACUGUACUUUCUAUGUUCCUUCUUGGGAAGGCUGGUACUGAUGGGGAGCAUUCACUCCAGAAUCAACAAAUAACGCUGGGAGAAUUCUGAUUCUUGAAAGCCUGAAAAAAACCUUCACUGUUCCUUUGAAGAGAUGUUAUGCAUUCCAAAGCACCUUUUCCCCAAUCAUGUUCAAAGCAUGCGCAGCCUUACUGUCCAUUUCGUGAUUCAUUUGGGCUGAGUAUUUGACAAAUGAUUCCCCUCCAAAGUUCUGUGUCUUAUAGAAAGGGUCACUAGUUUCUUCGCUGAGUUCUUACAGUGGCAGCCAUCUUACAAGGAUGCUCAUUACUCAAGGGCUGAAUCCAGUUAGUUCAGGCAGUGACAGAAAAUGCUAGCUUUGUAUUGUGGAGAGCUCAUUCUUAAGAGAUAUUGCAAGCUCAGCUCCUGGAUUCUCUACUGCUGAUGUUGAUAACAUAGUACCUCAUUUUACAGUAUUUCAGAUAAUGAAAAAAAGUAGGUGUCCAAUACCUGAAAAAGUUGCUGACCUGAGAUUCUACUCCAGUUUUUGUGAAAACGAAUAAGGUACUUCUAAAAUGUCCACGAAUCUGUGAAAAAUCUGCUUUUAUCUUGUCAGUGGCUCAUGUCAACAUGGAGGUUUGGUGAAUAAUUUCCAAUGGCCUCCAUAUUGCCAGGUUGAACUUUGGAAGUCAUUUCUGUUUCCUUUCUGGCUCAACUUGAUUUCAGUGAGCCUUGUUUACAUUUUCUUGGGGUCGUGGAUCAAAUAAUUAUUUGGGGUUCCACUUGAUCUUGAUGUCUCUUCCUAUUGGGAUGCUCUCCUAUCAUUUGUGGUUAGUCUGCUGUAUUUCACUGUAUAGAAGGAAGAGUUAUGCAUGUAUAGCACCGGUUUUAAUCUGAAUUGUCCCACUGAGAAACUACUUGAGGCUGAGACAAUAGGGAGUUUCCUUAAGCCAGCUUCUUUUGAAAAUAAAAAAUUAAAUAUUUAUUUUACUGUUGCUGUUUGACUAGCCAUACUUAUUUUGUAUACAGUCCAAAGGGAUUUGUACAAUAAAUCAAUGCAAUUCAUACUUGAUUACUUUGUUUUUGUACAUAUACAUUAUUAAACCAGCUUAAUAUUCUUAA